Molecule: messenger RNA, 2696 nt
Organism: Diachasma alloeum
Lineage: Eukaryota; Metazoa; Arthropoda; Insecta; Hymenoptera; Braconidae
Product: zinc finger Ran-binding domain-containing protein 2
Exons: 7
Coding region: 650-1360 (236 amino acids)
Biological process (GO): RNA processing
Molecular function (GO): RNA binding; lipopolysaccharide binding
Source: RefSeq, a predicted model, not a curated record
UGAAAUAUAAUUUUCCCCGGACUUACCGUUGAAGGAAGCUAUCAGACUUUGCCUUGAAAAUAGCGAAAAGUGGUUUCUCUGUUUCGGAAAGUCGUGCAACAAUUGCUGACCAGUCGAUGGUCUUAAUGGCCCUUCGUCCUGCCAUUUCUUCGAUUAAAAUGAGAAAAUGAUCACCAACCCUCGUCUGAUCUCGGAGGCCCACAAGCCACAACCAGCCACAACUCAAAACUACUGUCGUCGAUGAAUUCGUUGAGGGUAAUCCCCACGAAAUGGUGGACUCACAUGUGCAGCGAAAAACUACCCUAUAAAUUCAAUAUGGCGGAUGGUAAAAACACUCUGACAUCUGCAGGGUAGGGAUUAUUCUCUCCUGCAUACCGGUGUUGAAGAGUUAUUAUUGAAUUGAAUUGACUUUUUCUCACAUAUCAACGGGAUUAUUUCCAUUUUUUACUGGAGGGAUUGUUGUCACGCACAUGAAGAGAGCCGAAGUAACUUUCGAUGAACUCGACGACUAUUAUCAAUUGGAGGGAAUUUUCUAAUGAAUACUGCUCUGUGUAGAGCAAUGAAAGUGUGAUUGAUUCCACGAUUUUAAAUUAUUUAAUAUUACUGGGUAAACCAAGGAAUAUCCCGAGGUAGAAAUAAGUGUUGAAAGAUGGAUGGCAGCAAAGUUGAAGAGGACAACCAUCAACGGAUCAACGAUGGCGAUUGGGUCUGUCCAGAUUCCCAAUGCGCGAAUAUCAAUUUUGCCCGACGAAGCUCGUGCAAUCGAUGCGGAAAAGACAGGGGCGAGUCAUCGAAGAAGAAAAAAUUGGGACAAGAGAUAGGGAAGGUAGCUGCUGAAAAAAGCAGAGGUUUAUUCAGUGCUGACGACUGGCAAUGCAGUAAAUGUGGGAACGUCAAUUGGGCACGACGACAACAGUGUAACAUGUGUAAUGCACCGAAGUUUGGUGAAGUAGAGGAAAGAACUGGGUAUGGUGGGGGAUACAAUGAUCGAGGGGUUGUGGAGUACAAGGAACGGAGGGACGAUGAUGAUGACGAGUACGACGAAUUUGGCAGGCGAAAGAAGAAACGAAAAAUGGAUAGGUCAGAUGAUGAUUCCAAGGAGUCCUCAAAGUACAGUAGUCCACCUCGGAAAAUAAGUUCUGAGGACAAGUUCGGGGGGACUGAGGAUCCUGUGGUGCAUGGUGAUCCUAAAAAUCACUUUGAUCGUAAUGAAGAUUCGGAGGAGGUCAACCGAGAUGAUGAAGACGAGGAGGAAGAAGCAGGAGACGACGAGGAGGACGACGAGGAUGAUGGUGAUGGAGAUUUAUCAAAAUACGACCUCAGUGAAUGGGACGAUUAUGUACCUGAGAAAAAAAGGUGAAAGUCGUUCUGUGAACAACCAUGAGUUUGGAAGCUCGACAACAGUCAACAAUUGCGCAAACACGUUUAGUUACUUUCCAAAGUUAUAUCUAGAUAAUUACGAGUAUUUGAAAAACACUUGAAAAUGCCUAGAACUCGACGAGACAGUGAAAACAUACGCGAUAAAAUUGUGAACGUUACAAUCUGGGCUAAUGAAUGUAGCUGUUGAAGUAUUUAUAGAUUUCGAAGAAACUUGAGAGAAGAGAAAAUAUUACAAUUAUUGCGCUUCCUUCAUUGGCUCAACGCUUUAUUGACUCAUUAUCUGAUUUUUCGGAAUAUAAUUGUUCACGUUUCUUUAGAAUCAGAAAAAUAUCAAUAAAAAAAAAUGUGCUGAACAAGUCGAUUUUUCGCAUCUUUAUUAAUAUUGAAUUAUCUCGAUCCUGAGUGCUUUUAGGGGGAAAAGUCAUUGAACAUUUUUUGUAGGAAAUUCAAUUCUCCACAAAAAAGGUGUUUUGGCAUUUUCUCUUGAAUCCACUUGUUUCCGAGGUAAAUGCACAAUUAACAAAAAUGUCGAACUUGACACUGGGGUGAAGGGGGUAAAAUGGACCUUUUUAAAUCCGAAAUUCCUCGACAUUCGCAGAGGGAAAUUGAACGAUUUUGUUCACUCUAAAGGUCUUUUCUCAGGCCUUCAAAUAAUUUUGACUCGAUGAAAUCAGUAGCGAAGAGGUAAAAUGGUUCAAGUAGAUUUUGGCUAUUGGUUAUUUUUCAAUGAAUAUCUCGGUGUCUAAGGCAGGUAGCAAAAUUUGCAUCGGAAUAUUUUUUGUAGAGCGAAUUGAGAGCUACAAAAAAGGUUAUGACAAAAAUUUCGAUAUCUCCCUUAGAUUCGGAGAUAUUCCUCCACAACUCAGACAACAGCUAAAUCAACUGGAACGUUUCGCUACUGAAAUCGUACUCCUGAGUCAGAGGAUAUCGAUGUAAGAAGAUCAAUUUUACCUCACCUUUCUCUACAUACCAAUUCACUGAUUUCUCCUCUGAAACCUGUGAAACACCGCAGAAUAAUUAGGAAAAUGUAUCUAUGUGCGCUUUCGUGAGAUUAAAAAAACAUUGCUCAUUUCACUUGAACUAAUUCAAGAGUAGAAAAUUGAUCAAUACUAAACUGUAAUGAUAUAUAGAUAUACUUUUUGCAGUAGACUAUACCUCUAACAAAAGAAAAAGAGCAACAAAAAGUGAUUUCGAAAGCCCUACGAAGUAUUGCAUAAAAAGAAAAGUAAAAAAAAUAUGUUUUCACGUACUGAAUUUUCUUGUAAAUAUCUUUAUUUUAUUUCAUUCAUAAUAAAAAUCAUUCAUCAACAACAUAA